Messenger RNA from Limulus polyphemus (Atlantic horseshoe crab), 1233 nucleotides. RefSeq lists its product as uncharacterized. The record is from RefSeq and is a predicted model, not a curated record. NCBI's taxonomy places the organism in Eukaryota, Metazoa, Arthropoda, Merostomata, Xiphosura, Limulidae. The coding region runs from base 373 to 1032 and encodes 219 amino acids. The transcript has 4 exons.
GUCGAAGGUCGUUUGCUACGCACAACUUUGAAAUAGUUGAAUUAGAUUAAGCAAGAUUUUUUAAUGCGUUAUCUGGAGCUUUCGUAUCGGUUUUUAGUGGGAAGCAGGAUAGUUAUUCCUCUCUCUCAUGGACACCUGGUUCCACAGUAAUAUUUUCCUCAGAAAUGUUCGUAACUAUCAUAAAGUAAACACUUCAGCUGGAACAUUUCAGUGGUGCAAGAGACUUAUCACGUGACUGUCUGUCGUGUAUAUAAGUGGCUAAAAAGUAUUUUAAGUUUAACUGUAUUCAGUGAGUAAAUAAGUUCAAGGUAUUUACUGACUUUUUCUCGGUAAUAUAAGUUUUUGUUCUUCUGGGAGGAAAAAUAACCAUAGAUGGCUCUGUUGGAAUAUUUUGUUGGGCUGCUGGUGUUAGGGACAACGCUAGGAGCUACAUAUCGAGAUUCCAACAAUUAUCUAGACACAGUGUUGAACAUAAACCUACAAAAUGAAAUUCGAAAUCUUCGUAUGGAUCCAAUCUCCCUUGCAAAUUUCACCACCGAAAUUAAAGAUAAGGUGACUGUUAUAACGGUAAAAGUCACUUCUAAGUAUUACGAUGGCGAAAUGACCGGAUUGUCUCAAGUACAACGAUGGGGUAACUGCUCACAACCCAGGUACUCUUACGGAAAUAUUACAAUCAAUUGUACCUUGGCUUUUAAUGACCUUAAGGUGGAAUAUUACUCCAGUAUGAAAUAUGGAGUGAUACCCAGCGUUCGAGUGAAGGGAAAAACUAACAUUACUUCUGUUAGAGCUUUUGUAGAAUUCCACGCAAAUUUGACAGCAAACUACCCUGUUCUCAAAGCUUUCAGAAUUAUCAGUGGUCCGAUUAAAAUGGAAACGAUUUUCAGUGGGCUGGGUCCUCUUAAUAGUUUUCUUUCCAAGCUUAGCCAAAGUUAUGCUGCCGAGGUGAGCAACAUUGUCACAAAUGUUAUCUUUAGCAACUUUGCCUACGUUCUCGAAAGAAGUGCUGUUAAAACUCCACUUCCCAAGCCGUAAAUAGUUUUUAAAUCGGCGGCUGUUAAUAAAAAACGGAAGUUUAAAAUAUCUUCAGAGUGCAUUCGAUUUGUGUGUUAUAAAACCCAAUUUUCGUACCUUAACACUGGUUCUAACAGACCUGUUUUGCAAACAGACAUAUAAAGUGAGAUGUAAAAGUGAAAUAUAUUACGAGAAAAAGAAUAAAAUAAUUUCUUAUAUUAU